This is a messenger RNA of Linepithema humile (Argentine ant), 1101 nucleotides long. The record is from RefSeq and is a predicted model, not a curated record. Lineage: Eukaryota; Metazoa; Arthropoda; Insecta; Hymenoptera; Formicidae.
AUGGAUUACCAUAGAAAAAGGAUGAAUGAAUAUCUUUGUCACGGCUAUAUGGCGGAAGAAAUUUUCAAGGAAGUGAGCACUCCUAGAGUGAAACGACGUCCUGAAUCUCUACCAACAACCGACAAGCAUGAUUUUCUAGGCGCUGACAAUGUUACGAUUCAUGAUAAACUUCUGGCGGACGAAGGAAGCUCUAAAUAUAAAAAUUGGCUGCAACGAACGACCACGUUAGACGACGUGUAUCGACACUACGCGCCUCACAAGAAGAUAAAAAAGAAACAAGAUGUUCAAGACGACAUUGAGGAGUUCGACGGCGAAGUGACGGGUUACGCGAUGCAAGCUCCUCUGCCAUCCGGAAAAGUAGGCUUUUACGAACCAUCUCACGGAGGUGAAGAAUUCAGAAAUGAUAUGUUGUCAUCGUCGUCGGGACAUCAGGCUUUCCAUCACGCUUUCGGACCCUCGUUUGGUCACCAGCAUAGUGACAAUUUUGCACACCAUAGCGAUUUCUUCCCGUCAAUCCACGAGGAAUACUAUUACCCGCCGCAUCAGGAGGAAGAAUAUAAGGCUUCGUAUUCCAAAGGAAAGGGACAUGAGCUCUCGAUCAGGGACUUUUUCGAAAUCGCGCUCACCGCGCUUGCCUUCUUAGCAUUCGGAUUGUUUGUCAUCCAGUUGCUGAUGAAUGCCUCAAAUAAUAACGGAAUGAUGAUGAUGAUGACAAGACGUUCCAAGAGACAUGCAAUUCCUCUUUCCUUGUCUUCCGCUAGUAAUGAGGACUUGAAUGAUUUGUCCUAUCGCGUUUUGCGGUCCAUCGAAGCGGCUAUGGUCGCCAAAGAGGACUCCGGUAAUUGUCUGCGCUUAGUACUGUGCGAGAAUAAUCGAUACUCGAAGGAAACCAAGGAUGGUCGUAGAAUUUGGGUUCCCGUUUGGAGCUUGGGCAUGAGUUGGUUGUCAGGUAGAAUUCUACACAGGACUCCGUGGUCGGCAAUGCUGGAUUCUGUGAGAGCAUCCGUUCUAGGCUUGGGCGGUGUCGACUGUACCACUUUUUAUCCCGGGUGCAAUCUCGAGGAGGAAAGGGAAAAAAGACGUCGUAGGAGAAAGAAAUAA